AUGGCAUCUACAGUUCGUCACAUCACCCAAAUUUCACGUCGUUGCAUACCGGCCAUCUCUCCCCGCCUGUAUCACACCUCCACCACUCUUCGGCUCCCCUACAAAGACUCUCAAGACCGCGAAUCCCUCAAGCCGAGCUCCAACAACGGCACGAGGUCGGCUCGAGACGACGAUGUCGCGGACAACAAGGACGCCGCGUUCAAUCCCCACAAGACGGAUCCGGAGACGGAGCUUGAGACGGCUGGCCGGGGGAAUGAGACGAACCCGCUGAGCGCGAGCGGCGCGAACCAAGAAUUUAAUAAGCCCAUGGGAGACGGAAAGGAAGCGCAUGAUACCGGGCCUGGGAAGGAAACUAGGAAAGGAGGGAGGAGUGGAGGAGGGAGCGCGCCGAAGAAGGGGAAGCCGCCGAAAGGAGACUCGUAA
This is a messenger RNA of Trichoderma gamsii, 423 nucleotides long. RefSeq lists its product as hypothetical. The record is from RefSeq and is a predicted model, not a curated record. Bases 1 to 423 code for a protein of 140 amino acids. The transcript has a single exon. Lineage: Eukaryota; Fungi; Ascomycota; Sordariomycetes; Hypocreales; Hypocreaceae.